Molecule: messenger RNA, 4540 nt
Organism: Lonchura striata (white-rumped munia)
Lineage: Eukaryota; Metazoa; Chordata; Aves; Passeriformes; Estrildidae
Gene: SEC24B
Product: SEC24 homolog B, COPII component
Biological process (GO): COPII-coated vesicle cargo loading; endoplasmic reticulum to Golgi vesicle-mediated transport; intracellular protein transport
Cellular component (GO): COPII vesicle coat; endoplasmic reticulum exit site
Molecular function (GO): SNARE binding; zinc ion binding
Source: RefSeq, a predicted model, not a curated record
GGCGGCGCUCGGGCCCUCCCGCGGCUCCCGGCCUCGCUCGGCGCCGGCGGUGGGUCGGGGCGGCGGAGGAGCAGGAGGAGGAAGGAGAGGAGCGGGACGCAGAGAAGAAGCGCUGCGAGGAGCCAUGUCCGCGCCCGCCGGGCUGCCGCCGCGGCCCGCAGCCGCCGCCGCCGCGUUUUCUCCGGGCGGGCCCGGCAGCUCCCCGGAGGCCGCGGCCCCUGCGGGCGGCGCGCCGCGCUGCCAGAACGGUCCUAUGCAGAGUCAGAUGCAGUUUCCCUCUGGCUAUGGCUCACAUCUUCCAAGCUACAGUGCGCCUUCAGGACACUAUUCCCAAGUGCCCAAUAAAGCUGCUGCUUCACAUCUGGAUAAUCAGUACAGAGCCAGUUACUACCCUGGUUACUAUUCAGCACCAGCACAAAAUGUUAUGACAUCUGUGGGUAGCAACGUGUUGAAUACACAGGAGUCACAUCAAUUGUACAACAAUACUCCUCCCCAUUCAGGGGGCUCCAGUGACAGACCUGUUCAAGGAGCAGUAUCAUCUGCCUCCUACUUGCAUGUGAGUGCUCAGCAGUCAUAUUCAGCUUUUGAUAAUCACUACAGCACUUCUGUCAGCUCUUCAGUUGCAUCUCAGGGAUUUCCCCUUAAUUCUGAUCAGUACGCUAUGCCUGUGGUUUCUGGUGCCAUGUAUCCUAAUGUUUCCUAUCCUCCUGUGGCUGCUGGAGGUGUGUAUGGGCAGACAUUUACCUCUCAGAGUCUACCUGCUGUUGGACAGUUCAAAGAGACAGAUGCAUUUUCUAGCCAGAGUACAUCAGUACCUCAUUCUCUUCAACAGCACGUUCCCAUGGGAUAUAAUACAACGUUAUCAACUGUUUCAUCUGCUCAGGUUGUGCAAGACAACCUCAGCAGGAAUCUCACCGGAUCUGUUCCUAAAGUAAACAACCAAAUAAAUACAGGUGGCAUUGACUCUUCAAAGCCUGUGCACUCAGUGAGCCAGAAUGUUCCAUUUACCAAGCCUGGAGUUGGAACAUCUGCUUCCUCUGCUGUGAUGUCCUCAGUAAGGUCACCUGCUCCAAGCCUGUCUUCAAAGCCACCAUCUUCACCAUCUGUUACACAGUCACGAGAGCUGGCCCUUCAGGAAGGCAUGCAGUAUGGUGGAUAUGUUAAUAAUCAAGCUAGCUCUGCACCAGCUCCCUUGUCAUCAAGUUCAGAUGAUGAGGAAGAGGAUGAGGAGGAUGAGGAAGCAGCACUUGAUAGUUCCUCUACUACAAGCAGUGCCUCUCCUGUUCUGAACAAUUAUGAUGCUCUGGAAGGAGGUGGCUAUCCAGAGACACGUUCUGUGACUGGCAGUCCAGUUCCCUCUCCAUCAGUCGUCCAAACAUCAAAAGCUUCUAAGCCCUUUGGUUAUGGAUAUCCAGCACUGCAGCCAGGCUACCAAAAUGCAACACCACCUACUCCUGUGCAGCCCAGUAAUCCAGGACACCAUUCUGGUUUUCAGCACUAUGCACAGCAAUAUCCAGGUGUGAACCAGCUGUCCUCUUCCUUAGGAGGAUUAAGUCUACAGCAUUCUCAGCAGCCAGAAAGCUUGAGACCAGUAAACCUUACACAUGAUAGAAAUAUUUUACCGGUAUCUUCAGUUCCAGCACCUGUGCCUAACUUGAAUUCUGAUCUUAGGAAAUUAAACUGCAGUCCAGACUCAUUUCGAUGUACAUUGACAAAUAUUCCACAGACACAGGCUUUGUUAAACAAAGCUAAGCUUCCUUUGGGUUUGUUGCUUCAUCCCUUCAGGGAUCUGACGCAAUUGCCAGUGAUAACAUCAAGUACAAUAGUGAGAUGCAGAUCCUGCAGGACGUACAUCAACCCUUUUGUUUCUUUCAUCGAUCAAAGGCGGUGGAAAUGCAACCUGUGCUAUAGAGUUAAUGAUGUUCCUGAAGAAUUUAUGUAUAAUCCUCUGACACGGUCUUAUGGAGAGCCUCACAAACGGCCAGAGGUGCAAAAUUCUACAGUGGAAUUCAUUGCUUCUUCAGACUAUAUGCUUCGUCCUCCUCAGCCUGCGGUAUAUUUAUUUGUUUUAGAUGUGUCUCAUAAUGCAGUGGAGUCUGGAUAUUUGACAAUACUCUGCCAGUCAUUGCUGGAAAACCUAGACAAGCUGCCUGGAGAUUCAAGAACAAGAAUAGGGUUCAUAACGUUUGACAGCACUGUUCAGUUUUACAACUUGCAAGAAGGUUUAUCACAGCCUCAGAUGCUGAUUGUCUCAGAUAUUGAUGAUAUUUUCCUACCUACACCAGAUAGUUUACUUGUAAAUCUCCAUGAAAGCAAAGAGCUGAUAAAAGAUCUAUUGAAUGCAUUACCAAAUAUGUUCACCAAUACAAGAGAAACACACAGUGCAUUGGGCCCUGCUCUUCAGGCUGCAUUUAAACUGAUGUCUCCAACGGGUGGUCGGAUCUCUGUGUUUCAAACACAGUUACCGUCUUUGGGAGCAGGGCUUUUGCAUUCCAGAGAGGAUCCCAAUCAAAGGUCAAGCACAAAGGUGGUCCAGCAUCUUGGUCCAGCAACAGACUUUUAUAAGAAGUUGGCAUUGGACUGCUCUGGCCAGCAGACUGCUGUGGAUUUAUUUCUCUUAAGUUCACAAUAUUCUGAUCUAGCUUCUCUUGCUUGCAUGUCCAAGUAUUCUGCUGGAUGCAUCUAUUACUACCCAUCUUUCCAUCACAGCCAUAAUCCUGCUCAGGCUGAAAAGUUGCAAAAAGACCUGAAAAGAUACCUGACAAGAAAGAUUGGAUUUGAAGCAGUUAUGCGCAUAAGAUGUACAAAAGGUCUUUCAAUACACACUUUCCAUGGGAAUUUUUUUGUACGAUCUACUGAUUUACUGUCCCUUGCCAAUGUCAAUCCUGAUGCUGGAUUUGCAGUACAAAUGUCCAUAGAGGAAAGUCUGACUGACACAUCUUUAGUUUGUUUUCAAACAGCUCUUUUGUAUACUUCCAGUAAAGGUGAGCGUCGAAUUCGAGUGCACACACUUUGCUUGCCUGUAGUGAGUUCCCUGACUGAUGUGUAUGCAGGAGCAGAUGUACAAGCAGUUGUGUGCCUCUUAGCAAACAUGGCUGUGGAUCGCUCAGUUUCAUCCAGCCUUGCAGAUGCAAGAGAUGCCUUAGUCAAUGCCGUGGUGGACUCCUUGUCAGCAUACAUGUCAACUGCCUCAAAUCUGCAGCAGUCCAUGCUGAUAGCACCAAAUUCCCUCAAGCUUUUCCCACUCUAUAUCUUGGCUCUUCUCAAACAGAAAGCCUUCAGAACAGGCACAAGUACACGCUUGGAUGAUCGUGUCUAUGCAAUGUGCCAGAUGAAGAGCCAGCCUCUUGUUCAUUUGAUGAAGAUGAUACAUCCCAACUUGUACAGAAUAGACAAGUUGACUGAUGAGAGUACAAUACAUGUAAAUGACAGAGUUGUUCCUCAGCCACCUCUUCAGAAGUUGUCUGCAGAGAAGUUGACAAGAGAAGGAGCUUUUCUUAUGGAUUGUGGUUCAAUUUUUUACCUUUGGAUUGGAAAAAACUGUGAUAACAACUUCAUAAAAGAUGUCCUUGGAUACCCAAAUUAUGCGUCAGUGCCACAGAAAAUGACACAGCUUCCUGAGGUGGAUGCACCUUCUUCAGAAAGGACACGAUCUUUUAUAUCUUGGCUUAGAGAUAGUAGACCUUUAAGUCCAGUUCUUCAAGUAAUAAAAGAUGAGAACCCUGCCAAAACAGAUUUUUUUCAGCAUUUAAUUGAGGAUCGGACAGAAGCAGCUUUCUCGUAUUAUGAAUUCCUACUUAAUAUUCAACAGCAGAUUUGUAAGUGACCAAGGAAUAGGUAGAGGAAAGAGUCUGACUUCAGACAGAAGCAUGGGCCAAGAGAACCAUAUGGGAAGUUACAGAAGUGGAUGCUUGUCCUUCACAAUAUACAGUGGCCAGCACUGUUUUGGAAGCUUUACAGCUAAAGGAGUAUACAUUUCCAAAAGAAUUUUGCAGAUUACCUUCAGUCUAAAAGUGCUACAAGUGGUGAAGCUGUUUCACUAGUAAACUUUAAAAUUGGUUUGUACACAUUUCCAGUUGUGCAGCGGUAUGGUGCUCUGUUUGUUGCAAGCUGGUGAAUUUAUGUAGCUAUGUGGGAUGAUAUUUCUUAACAAAAUGUACAAUUAGGUAAAGCCUUUUUUCUUACAUUUGUCAUAGUAGCCCUUCCAAAUCCAAAUCCUUAACAGAGAUGUCAAAAGGGCAGUGAUGUAUGUUGGUUGUUUAUAUGAAUUUCUUUUUAAAAGGAAUGGUUCAUACUUGCUAAAGACUUCAGCAGAUUCCCUGUGAAAGUUGUAGAGUUUCAGUAAAGUAAAUCAAUUGUAGAAAUAAAAUAUAUAAUGUACAUAGGUAUUACAUUUGUAAAGAAAAUGUAAAAAAUGUAACUAAAAAAAGACCUAGCUCAUUGUGCAGAAUUGUUGAGUGCUCGAUGAUGAUGAAUUGUUUUGUCCCAGGCUAGAUAAUGAAGUUGACUAUUAAAACAUGAUAAAAUUAUCAAUGUAGAA